CGCGAACCGCUCACUUGCCAGCCCUUCGUCCCCGGGAAGAAGCCACAUUUCCCGGGAGCGCACUCCUCAGCCCUCUCUCCCUCCCUCCCCUCCCCCGUCUUGCUUUCUUGGGGGAGGGGGGCUGCCGCCUGGCACUGAAGGCCAUUGAUUUGUAUGCCUCGGUCCCGGUGCCCAAGGCUGCCCCAGCCGCCCGGGCCCGUGCCGCCGCCGCCGCCGCCGCCCGUGGACUCGCCUCUCCGCUUUCCUAGGGUGCCUCGGCUCCACCAAACAUGUCGGCUCCUGUCGGGCCCCGGGGCCGCUCGGUUCCCACCCCAGCGGCCUCUCAGCCUCCACCGCAGCCCGAGAUGCCCGACCUCAGCCACCUCACCGAGGAGGAGAGGAAAAUCAUCCUGGCCGUCAUGGAUCGCCAGAAGAAAGAAGAGGAGAAGGAGCAGUCCGUGCUCAAAAAACUCCAUCAACAGUUUGAAAUGUAUAAGGAACAAGUAAAGAAGAUGGGAGAAGAAUCACAGCAGCAGCAGGAACAGAAGGGUGAUGCCCCAACCUGUGGUAUUUGCCACAAAACAAAGUUUGCUGAUGGAUGUGGCCAUAACUGUUCAUAUUGCCAAACAAAGUUCUGUGCUCGUUGCGGAGGCCGUGUGUCAUUACGCUCAAACAAGGAGGACAAAGUGGUUAUGUGGGUAUGUAAUUUGUGCCGAAAACAACAAGAAAUCCUCACAAAAUCAGGAGCAUGGUUUUAUAAUAGUGGAUCUAAUAUACCACAACAAACUGAUCAGAAGGUUCUCCGAGGGCUUCGAAAUGAGGAGGCACCUCAGGAGAAGAAAGCAAAACUCCAUGAACAGACCCAGUUCCAAGGACCCCCAGGUGACUUACCUGUAUCUGCCGUGGAGAAGAGUCGAUCUCACGGGCUCACAAGACAGGAUUCUAUUAAAAAUGGGUCAGGAGUGAAGCACCAAAUUGCCAGUGACAUACCUUCAGACAGGAAACGAAGUCCAUCAGUAUCCAGGGAUCAGAAUAGAAGAUACGAGCAAAGGGAAGAAAGAGAGGAAUAUUCACAGUAUGUUCCUUCAGAUAGCACAAUGCCUAGGUCGCCAUCAGAUUAUGCUGACAGACGAUCUCAACGAGAACCUCAGUUUUAUGAAGAGUCUGAUCAUUUAAAUUACAGGGACUCCAACAGGAGAAGUCAUAGGCAUUCCAAAGAAUACAUUGUAGAUGAUGAGGAUCUGGACAGUAGAGAUGAGUAUGAAAGACAAAGGAGAGAGGAGGAGUACCAGGCACGCUACAGAAGUGAUCCAAAUCUGGCCCGAUAUCCGGUAAAGCCACAACCCUAUGAAGAACAAAUGCGCAUCCAUGCGGAGGUAUCUCGAGCCCGGCAUGAGAGACGGCAUAGUGAUGUUUCCUUGGCAAAUGCUGAACUAGAAGAUUCUAGGAUUUCUCUGCUGAGGAUGGACCGACCAUCAAGGCAAAGAUCUAUAUCUGAACGUAGAGCUGCAAUGGAAAACCAGCGAUCUUAUUCAAUGGAAAGAACUAGAGAGGCUCAGGGACAAGGUUCUUAUCCACAACGGACCACAAACCAUAGUCCUCCAACACCCCGGAGGAGUCCAAUACCCAUUGAUAGACCAGACAUGAGGCAUACUGACUCUCUAAGGAAGCAACACCACUUAGAUCCCAGCUCUGCUGUAAGGAAAACAAAACGAGAAAAAAUGGAAACAAUGUUAAGGAACGAUUCUCUGAGUUCAGACCAGUCAGAGUCUGUGAGACCACCACCUCCAAAGCCUCAUAAAUCCAAGAAGGGAGGUAAAAUGCGUCAGGUUUCAUUGAGCAGUUCAGAGGAGGAAUUGGCUUCCACGCCUGAAUAUACAAGUUGUGAUGAUGUUGAGAUUGAAAGUGAGAGUGUGAGUGAAAAAGGGGACAGUCAAAAGGGAAAAAGAAAAACUAGUGAGCAGGCAGUUUUGUCGGAUUCUAACACCAGGUCUGAGAGACAAAAGAAAAUGAUGUACUUUGGUGGCCACUCUUUGGAAGAGGAUUUGGAAUGGUCUGAGCCUCAGAUUAAGGACUCUGGGGUAGAUACCUGUAGUAGCACAACCCUUAACGAGGAGCAUAGCCAUAGUGAUAAGCACCCUGUGACCUGGCAGCCAUCCAAAGAUGGAGAUCGCUUAAUUGGGCGUAUUUUAUUAAAUAAACGUCUAAAAGAUGGGAGUGUACCUCGGGAUUCAGGAGCAAUGCUCGGUUUAAAGGUUGUAGGAGGAAAGAUGAUUGAAUCAGGUCGGCUCUGUGCAUUUAUUACCAAAGUAAAAAAAGGAAGUUUAGCUGAUACUGUAGGACAUCUUAGACCAGGUGAUGAAGUAUUAGAAUGGAAUGGAAGGCUGCUGCAAGGAGCCACGUUUGAGGAAGUUUACAAUAUCAUUUUAGAAUCUAAACCUGAACCACAAGUGGAACUUGUUGUUUCUAGGCCAAUUGGAGAUAUACCUAGAAUACCUGAUAGCACACAUGCACAACUGGAAUCCAGUUCUAGCUCAUUUGAAUCUCAAAAAAUGGAUCGUCCUUCUAUUUCCGUUACCUCACCCAUGAGUCCUGGCAUGUUGAGGGAUGUUCCACAGUUCUUAUCAGGACAACUUUCAAGCCAAAGCCUUAGUAGAAGAACAACGCCUUUUGUUCCUAGGGUUCAGAUAAAGCUGUGGUUUGACAAAGUUGGUCACCAGUUGAUAGUUACAAUUUUGGGAGCAAAGGAUCUCCCUUCUAGGGAAGAUGGGAGGCCAAGGAAUCCUUAUGUUAAAAUUUACUUUCUUCCAGACAGAAGUGAUAAAAAUAAGAGAAGAACAAAAACAGUAAAGAAAACAUUGGAACCCAAAUGGAACCAGACAUUCAUUUAUUCUCCAGUACACCGAAGAGAAUUUCGGGAACGAAUGUUGGAAAUUACCCUUUGGGAUCAAGCUAGAGUUCGAGAAGAAGAAAGUGAAUUCUUAGGAGAGAUUUUAAUUGAAUUAGAAACAGCACUGUUAGAUGAUGAGCCACACUGGUACAAACUUCAGACCCACGAUGUCUCUUCAUUGCCACUCCCUCAUCCUUCUCCAUAUAUGUCACGAAGACAACUACAUGGAGAAAGCCCAACGCGUAGAUUGCAAAGGUCAAAGAGAAUCAGUGAUAGUGAAGUCUCUGACUAUGACUGUGAUGAUGGGAUUGGCGUAGUAUCAGACUAUCGACACAAUGGUCGAGAUCUUCAAAGUUCAACAUUAUCAGUGCCAGAACAAGUAAUGUCAUCAAACCACUGUUCACCAUCAGGGUCUCCUCAUCGAGUAGAUGUUAUAGGAAGGACUAGAUCAUGGUCACCCAGUGUCCCACCUCCACAAAGGAAUGUGGAACAGGGACUUCGAGGGACACGCACUACUACUGGACAUUAUAAUACAAUUAGUAGAAUGGAUAGACAUCGUGUCACGGAUGACCAUUACUCUCCAGAUCGAGACAGUCAUUUUCUUACUCUACCUCGCUCCAGAUACAGUCAGACCAAUGAGCAUCAUCACAGGGAUGGCAGGGAUUGUGAAGCAGCAGAUAGACAGCCAUAUCACAGAUCCAGAUCAACAGAACAGCGGCCUCUCCUUGAGCGGACCACCACCCGCUCCAGAUCCUCUGAACGUCCUGAUACAAACCUCAUGAGGUCGAUGCCUUCAUUAAUGACUGGAAGAUCUGCCCCUCCUUCACCUGCCUUAUCGAGGUCUCAUCCCCGUACUGGGUCUGUCCAGACAAGCCCAUCUAGUACUCCAGUGGCAGGACGAAGGGGCCGACAACUUCCACAGCUUCCACCGAAGGGAAUAUUGGAGAGAAAAGUUACAUGGGAAGACCAGCAGAAAAAGGUGAAUGGUACAAUAAGUGAUGACAAACCAUUGCCGAAAAUGAAACACCAAUCUGAGCCAGGUGCUAUGGAUAUAGAGGAGAGAAAUCGCCAAAUGAAAAUUAACAAAUACAAACAGGUAGCCGGAUCAGAUCCCAGACUGGAACAAGAUUACCAUUCAAAGUAUCGAUCAGGAUGGGACCCACAUAGAGGGGCAGAUAAUAUUUCCACUAAAUCUUCGGACAGUGAUGUAAGUGAUAUAUCUGCGGUUUCCAGGACUAGUAGUGCUUCUCGUUUCAGCAGCACAAGCUACAUGUCUGUCCAAUCAGAACGGCCAAGAGGAAACAAGAAAAUCAGGCCAAAGGGAAUAGAAGAGGGAGGGGAAGGAGGGGAUAAGCAUGAAGAGAUAGUUCAUGAGCAACAAGAGGUAAAGGAAGAAAGAAUGAAUGAGGAUGGGAAAGGGAAAGAAAUUACAAAACCAUUUAAUAAGGAAAAAAGCAGAGAAUCAGGAGAUGAGGAAAAGCCACAAGAUAUACCUGAGCAGGGGAAAGAAAAAGAACAGUGGAGUAAAGAGGAUUUGCAAAGGAGUUUCUCUCAAGAUGAUGACAGUGACUUUACAUCCAAGAUGCAAAGCCGACAAAUGGGCAUGUCAGGGAAGAACAUGACCAAAAGCACCAGCAUCAGCGGAGACAUGUGUUCACUGGAGAAGAACGAUGGCAGCCAGUCUGACACUGCAGUGGGCACUCUGGGAACCAGUGGCAAGAAGAGACGCUCUAGCAUUGGGGCCAAAAUGGUAGCUAUUGUGGGUCUGUCUCGGAAAAGUCGCAGUGCUUCUCAGCUCAGCCAAACGGAAGCAGGAGGUAAAAAGCUUCGAAGCACUGUCCAGAGGAGCACAGAAACAGGCCUGGCAGUGGAAAUGAGGAACUGGAUGACUCGACAGGCCAGCCGAGAAUCUACAGACGGCAGCAUGAACAGCUACAGCUCAGAAGGAAAUCUUAUUUUCCCCGGUGUCCGCCUGGCCUCCGACAGCCAAUUCAGUGAUUUCCUUGAUGGCCUGGGCCCUGCUCAGCUAGUGGGACGCCAAACUCUGGCUACUCCUGCAAUGGGUGACAUUCAGGUAGGGAUGGUGGACAAAAAGGGACAGUUGGAAGUGGAAAUCAUUCGGGCCCGUGGCCUUGUUGUAAAACCAGGUUCCAAGACACUGCCAGCACCAUAUGUCAAGGUGUAUCUGUUAGAUAACGGAGUCUGCAUAGCCAAAAAGAAAACAAAGGUGGCAAGGAAAACGCUGGAACCCCUUUAUCAGCAGCUCUUAUCUUUCGAAGAGAGUCCUCAAGGAAAGGUUCUACAGAUCAUUGUCUGGGGAGAUUACGGCCGCAUGGAUCACAAAUCCUUUAUGGGUGUGGCCCAGAUACUUUUAGAUGAACUGGAACUGUCCAAUAUGGUGAUUGGAUGGUUCAAACUUUUCCCUCCUUCUUCCCUAGUAGAUCCAACCUUGGCCCCUCUGACAAGAAGAGCUUCCCAAUCAUCUCUGGAAAGUUCAACUGGACCUUCUUACUCCCGUUCAUAGCAGCUGUAAAACUGUUCUCACAGCAACCAGCGUUACAAAAAAGAAAAAAAUCCACAGGUCGCAAACCCUGGUAACACUGCAUGCUUAAUGUUGUGUCUUCUGAGCCCACUUCUAGGGAUACAAUGAGAUCCUGUGUUCUCAGAGGAAGUUGCACACAUUGUGCCCUAAUGAAGGCCCUCGGUGAAAGAGCAGAGCUAUGAGGAACUAUCAGGUUGGGAGUUCAAUGACAUUUGAGGUUUGGUCCAAUCUGAAGCCAUGGAUUAAUCUUAAAGAAUCAGUCAGCCCUUUUCAAAGGCACCUUUAUAUUUUUAUCGUCCUUCUUCAUUUAUCUGACCCUAAAGCCCUGUUAUGCCACAGACGUGGAGCUCUACAGCCAUUAAGCCAUGCUACAGGUCAAGAAGCAAAGUCCUAGCAAGCAUCAGGUGAAAAGCAAAAGACCAAAGAAGUGGUCAGGACCAGUGUCAGCCCACCCCCGGACAGGGAUCCAGUGGGGAGAGAGACAGACUGGGGAGCUCCAGGAGUCGUGUUAUUUCUAAUGCCAAGAUGUGUUGGACUUUGAAAUACAAUUCUGUGACUACAGUGAAUGAAUGAAAUUAAAGAAACUUUUUUGCAUGGACAGAUUAGCUGAAUAUUUCAAUUAUUUUCUUGGGGCUGCAACUUGCAAAAAAAAAAAAGAAGAAGAAGAAGAAAAAUCAGCCAUUUUCAACAAUUUAUAUUAUUUUUAAAAUAAAUUUCACUAGUGCAUGGUUUUAAAAAAGGGGGAGAGAAUGCAACAGGGUGAUACAAAGACACACCAUGUUUAUUCUUUAAACUAAUCAUAGUCUGUGUUUUGGCAGACAUUACAAAUGAAAAUACUUUCUAGAAGAUACUUAACCUUCUCUUUAUGUGACAAAUAAGUAUAAUAUAUUUGAUUUAUUUCCAUGUUAAAUAUACAAAUCUUAUGAAGUUCAAUAUGUGCAAAUUUUUCACAUCUCCCUUCCCUAUCUCACUUUUCUCUUAUCCCUCUUUUAAUCUUUUAUUUUCUUUCUCCCUAUCUGAGUGAACCUUAUACUAAAAAAUUACAAGUUUUUGAUCUGAUCCUCUCUUAUACCCCAUAUUUGAUUCAGAGCUAUAUGUGCUUCUGAAUUUCUGAAUUUCUCAAGGGAAAAAACCUAAGAGCUUUCUUUAUUUCAAGCAUGUUGAAAGGAUUUUGCAACAUGACUUGGGAAUAUAUUAAAGUAAGUCAGCAUGUAUUUGACAAAGAAGAUAUUUGAACUUUUGCAAUUUAUUGUACAGUGCAUGGUAAUUUUUUUUCACCUUCAACUUCAGUUUACAGGAAAAUCCUAAAGUCAUGUGGCCAUUGUAAUGUCUAACAAAUUUGUUUUUAGCACCAGCAUUGUUCAUACAGGGGUUAAAGUAUUAUUUGUAGGUCUUAGGUUUUGUUCAUUUGUUUGUUAUUAGUUAAAGGAAUUUCUUUAGCUAUUUCCAUUUACUAUGUGAAUAGAAACACUGCUAAAAAUUUUGAAGCCCUGAAACAGGGCUGUUUAUUAAUUCAUUUUUCUGUAGUAAGAAUCAAUUUUUCACAAAUUAUAUUUCUAAAGAAAUAUAGUAAACAUAAAUUUGCAACAAUUUUGAAGCUCCAGUUUUUAGGUGACUCAAGGAAAGUCAACAAGCCUCUCAAUAAUUCUUUGAUGCCAUCACCAAAGUCUACACGCAAUCCCCUAGAAUCAGAACCCCUGCCUUUGGUUUACAGACAGUUAUUACCACCGGGUGGUGCUGCAAGGUCAAAGUUCUCUCAAGGUCCCUAUUUAGAGGAAAUGUCACUGGUCAAUGUAAUAAACCACCCAUACUUUCUGGUUCUUAUGUACACUUUGAUAAAACAUACAUAUAGAUUGGUUUUAACUGCUUGCAAUAAUUUUUUAAAUCUACCUACAUCCCAUUUGUAAGGAAGGCCGUGCACAAAACUUAAUUUUCUUUGUUUUUCUUUAUUUAAUUCAAUGCUGACCAUUCAAAACUAUCAUGCUUGAUAUGGUGCAAAAGUUACAAUGAGUUCUCACUAAAAAUGCCUUCUCUUUACGUGGUGCAACAUGAAACACACCAAGACUGUGUCUUGACUUUCUGAGACCCAUGAUGGACCCAGGCAAAGUUGUGAAAAGAAGGAUUAAAAUUUUAUUGAAAUAAUUUAGACACCUGUGUACCAGCAGCAAUUGAUUUAAUAGACUUAUAAUGUCUAUACUAUUCCUUAGAAUAAACAUUUACCAUUGUCCUGAUACCAAGAUGCAGUCACAUAGUCUUUUGUGCAUAUUCCUAUACCAAUUAUUUCUAAUUUUAAUAAGAAGGAGAUGACUGUAUGGAAUAUUUGUACAUACUUGUCAUUAUGCAGUAUUCAUUUAAAAGUUGGUGUACCUUUUUUAAUUUUCACAUGUCUGUACCUCAACUUGUGGUUUAGUCAUGUAAAUAGCACUAUGCCAGUGACCAUUGCUGCCCUGUACAUAGUCUGUUUUGCAGUAAAGGGAAUUCCAGUUGGGAAAAAAGGGCAGAUUAGUCCUGUAACAAACACCAACUAAUGUAAAUCAAAUUCAUUCUGGUGAUGGUAUUUAACACUUUAAAUAAAACAUUUUCUUUACA
Messenger RNA from Jaculus jaculus (lesser Egyptian jerboa), 8000 nucleotides. RefSeq names its product regulating synaptic membrane exocytosis 2 (gene Rims2). Gene Ontology annotation, molecular function: small GTPase binding; transmembrane transporter binding. Gene Ontology annotation, biological process: regulation of membrane potential; intracellular protein transport; calcium ion-regulated exocytosis of neurotransmitter. The transcript is spliced from 31 exons. Gene Ontology annotation, cellular component: cytoskeleton of presynaptic active zone; presynaptic membrane. The coding region runs from base 270 to 5393 and encodes 1707 amino acids. The record is from RefSeq and is a predicted model, not a curated record. NCBI's taxonomy places the organism in Eukaryota, Metazoa, Chordata, Mammalia, Rodentia, Dipodidae.